AUGUCGUCGCCUGGUACCCAAACUGCGCUCCUCUUGACAGAAAUCGGCAAGCCCCUCGUCAAGUCCACCAUCCCCGUCGAGGAAGUCGAAGAGGGCCGUGUCCUGGUCAAAAAUACGGCGACAGGCCUCAUCCCAGCAGACUACAAGCUGCGCGACAACGGACUGGGAGGCAUGGCCGAGCAUCUCCCCAUUAUCGUCGGCUGCGAGAUUGCAGGCCGCGUCGUCACUGACACCGCUGACCUCCCCGCCGGCACCCGCGUGGUCUACCAGCCGCAGUUCAAGCUGAAGCUCUCCGGUGGUCUCCAGGAAUACGCCGUCGCCCGCCCGGACCUUGUCUUCCGCAUUCCAGACCACAUGUUGGACGAGGAGGCCGCCAACUUGGGAACCAACCCCUUCACAGCCGCCGUGGCCUUGUUCGACCCCGUCUUUGGCUUCGGGAUCCCCUUGCCCAACAGCCCCGAGGCCAAGACCUACGACUUCGCGUCCACCAAGGUCGUCAUCAUCGGCGGCACGGCCGUCGCCAGGUUCGCCGUCCAGCAGGCUCACCUCGCGGGCAUCGGCACCAUCAUCGCCAUCGCCUCGCCCAAGACCAACGCCGACCUGGCCUCGUACGGCGCCACGCUCGUCAUCGACCGCCACCUGGACCCGGACGAGAUCGCUGCCCAGGUCCGCGCUGCGGCGGGGGACGACCUGAGGUUUGUCUUUGAUACGUAUAGCACGGAGGACCCGGCGCUGGCGCGGUCCUUUUUCCACAAGCCUGGUGGGUUCCUGGUCAUGGCGUCCUCGCGGGGGCCACGGGACCAGGUGGCGCUGACGGCCAAAGGCAUCAUCGUCAAGGGAUUCCGGGCCUGGCUGGAGGGGUUUCCUGAGCUGAAUACAGCUUGGGUGGCGCUGUUUAAUGGCUGGUUGGCCGAUGGCAAGAUUAAGAUCCCUCCUUUCCAGGUCGUGCCCUUUGAGGCGGAUGCUGUGAAUGCGGCGUUGGACAAUUUGAAGAAGGCUGAGAGUGGUGUCAAGUAUGUUGUCAAGAUCGCGUCGUCUUAAAGGGAAAAGCGGCCCUUCUAGUAUGAUUACCGAGAAAAGAAAGGGGAUAGGUACGGAGGAUGACUUUAGGAGGGUGGGCAUCGCACUUUAAGAAGUGAAUAGGAUGUAAGCGCGUCGGAGCACCGUCAACGGGCCCCCUUUCUACCUGCUUCUUGUGGUUAGGAUAUGCAGUACUGGCGCCGACUGUUGAUCGCUGAAACAUGUUUAUCAACAUAACUGGCCUACCUUUUUAUAAUUCCAUGAAUAGCAUUAUGACAGG
Messenger RNA from Cryphonectria parasitica EP155, 1300 nucleotides. RefSeq names its product GroES-like protein. Bases 1 to 1041 code for a protein of 346 amino acids. Gene Ontology annotation, molecular function: oxidoreductase activity, acting on NAD(P)H. Lineage: Eukaryota; Fungi; Ascomycota; Sordariomycetes; Diaporthales; Cryphonectriaceae. The record is from RefSeq and is a predicted model, not a curated record. The transcript has a single exon.